Molecule: messenger RNA, 1881 nt
Organism: Micromonas pusilla CCMP1545
Lineage: Eukaryota; Viridiplantae; Chlorophyta; Mamiellophyceae; Mamiellales; Mamiellaceae
Exons: 4
Coding region: 1-1881 (626 amino acids)
Biological process (GO): mitochondrion organization
Cellular component (GO): mitochondrion
Molecular function (GO): zinc ion binding; ATP hydrolysis activity; ATP binding
Source: RefSeq, a predicted model, not a curated record
AUGCUCCUCCGCGAGUUGGCGCGCCGCGCCGGGGCGCGGCUGGGGCCCGCCGCGAUCGGCGCCGGUGCCGUCGCGAUCGGCGGUCCGAUCGGCGUCGCCGCGUGCAAGGACAAGGACAAGGAGAAGACGGUCACGCCGUCGUUCGACCCGGAGGCGCUCGAGCGCGGCGCGAAGGCGCUGCGGGAGAUCAACGCGUCCCCGCACGCGAAGAACGUGAUCGAGCUCGCGCGCACGCAAGAGACGACGAAGGCGGCGGAGGCAAACGCCAAGGCGGCGGAGAUGCAAGCGGCGGCGGCGCAACACGCGACCAACACCGAGAAGGUGCGAUGGGAGGAGCAGCGCAAGACGGAUCAAGCGCGCGCGCAGCAGCAGGGGCAGAUCAAAGAGUACGAGGACGAGCUCGCGCGGAAGAGGUACCAGCACGAGCACGAGAGCACGCGGAAGCGAAACGCGGAGAUGGUGAAGAUGCAAGAGGAGGCGUCGCAUCGUCAGGAAAACGUGAGACGCGCGACGGAGGAACAGAUUCAGCAGUCGCGAAGAGAGACGGACCGUCAGAAGGCGGAGCACGAGCGCGAGCUCAUCCGCGCGAAGAGCAUCGCGGAAGCGGAGGGGAGAAUCGCGGAGAACCGCGCGAACGAGGACGUCAUCCGGAGGCAGAUGCUCGCGAAGAUCGAGGCGGAGACGAACAAGGCGAUGACGUUGCUCAAGGAGACGCUGCGGGCGGCGGGCGACGGCGUGAACGCGCUGCUCGCGGAUCAGACCAAGGGCGCGGCGCUCGUCGGCGGGCUCACCGCGCUCGCGGCGGGGGUGUACGGCGCGAGGGAAGGGUCGAGGAUGGGCUUUCGGAUGCUCGAGCGGUAUUUGGGUCAGCCGAGCCUCGUGCGAGAGACGAGUCGAAACGUCUGGGGGUUCCGUCCGUCCGCGCCGACCGCCGCGUCCGCGGUCUCCUCCGCGUUGUCUUCUUCUUCCAACGGCAACGGCGGCAUCCUCGGCGAGGUCGUCCUCGAGCGCGGGCUCGAGGCGCGCGUGAGACACCUCGCGGUGUCGACGGCGAACACGCGAAAAAACAACGCGCCGUUCCGCAACGUCAUGCUCUACGGCCCUCCCGGCACCGGGAAGACCAUGGCCGCGAAGCGCCUCGCGCGGUACUCCGGCCUCGACUACGCGCUCAUGACGGGCGGAGACGUCGCGCCUCUCGGCGCGGACGCGGUGACGCGCAUCCACGAGCUCUUCGACUGGGCCGGGACGUCCAGACGCGGCUUGCUCUUGUUCAUCGACGAAGCGGACGCGUUCCUCGCCAAACGCGGCGGCGGCGUCGCCGCGGCCGAGCACUCCACCGGCGUCCGCGCGGCGCUCAACGCGCUGCUGUAUCGCACCGGCGAGCUCUCGCGCGACGUCGUGCUCGUGAUCGCGACGAACCGACCGGAAGAUCUCGACGCCGCCGUGCUGGAUCGCAUGGACGAAGCUCUAGAGUUUGGCCUGCCCGAUCUCGACGCGCGGACGCGGCUGUGCCGGCUGUACUUCGACAAGCUCAUCGCGCGCGGCGAGGACGCGGGGGACGACAAGCCCGCGCAGGGGUUCCUCGGCGCGCUGGGGAUCGGGAAGGGCGGGAAGCGCGGCGGCGGGAAGAUCGGGACGCCGAUUCGGGUGGCGCCCGACGUCGACGACGCGUCGAUCGUCACGGCGGCGAAAAAGGCGGAGGGAUUCAGCGGGAGAGAGAUCGCGAAGAUGAUGGCGUCCGUGCAGGGCGCGGUGUACGGCAGCGGCGACGCGGUGCUGACCGCGGAGACGUUCGAGGCGGUCGUCGCGUACAAGGUGAAGGAGCACGCGGGGCGCAAGGCUGGGUUCGCCGCGGGGGGCCCCGGGGCGAAGAAGCGAUGA